Messenger RNA from Lachnellula hyalina, 3069 nucleotides. RefSeq lists its product as uncharacterized. The coding region runs from base 1 to 3069 and encodes 1022 amino acids. The record is from RefSeq and is a predicted model, not a curated record. The transcript is spliced from 8 exons. NCBI's taxonomy places the organism in Eukaryota, Fungi, Ascomycota, Leotiomycetes, Helotiales, Lachnaceae.
AUGCCUCUCGACCUGGGUCGUCGUAUCAAGGCGGGAUGGCAAUCUCUUGGUAUCAAUACCAAGAUGGUAUGUAUAAUGUUCAAAGGGUCUAUACCGGUUGCAAUCUCGCUGGGAAUAUAUCAGAGCACUGCUGUAUCUGAGGUCUACACUUCUUUGGGCUUCUUGGUGUCCAUUAUUGCUGUCGUCACUGUCAAUAUUUUACCCCGUGCAAAGUUAAUUCAAAUGACAUUUACGAUAUGCUUCUUCACAGCUAUAGCCAUCCCGGUAACCAUGCUCGCUACCUGGUCGGGAUUACAAGCUCGUUUUAACACCGAUCCCCACGGUUUGAAUAAAUACAACUCUUCACAAAGUGCAAUUACUGGCGUCUGGCUUUUCGUUAAUAUCUUGCUAAGUAAUAGCUUACAAGCGAGAUAUCCAGAACUUCUAAUUCCGACCAUUUUAUACAACAUCUUCGUCAUUGUUCAAUUUACGUCCUGCUCGCGAUUUGACACAUGGAAACAAUGCUGGGAUCUGAUCUACCUCACCAUAAGAUGCUACUAUACUGGUGUUGCCAUUUCUUUUGUAUCCGGAAUACUUGUCUAUCCUGUCACUUGCCGAUCGGAAAUUUUCGAGGUUCAAGAGAAGUAUAUCGAGGCCCUCCGCGACAUGCUGGAUGGGGUUUCAAUAUAUCUGGGUCGCCUAGUUACGACACCAGCUAUUACUCCUGCAAGUGCUGAAACCAGCAUUGAAGGUGAAAAGGGACAACUUGAAUGCGAUGGUCCAGCUUUGCGCCAAAGGAUGGCUUUAGUGAAGAGUCUGUAUACCAAGAUGCACCACGAGCUGGCUAUGGCAAAAAGGGAGAUUGCGUGGGGAAAGCUACGUGCGAAGGAUAUCACUGCCAUCAGUGAUCAUUGCCGGAGAAUCCUGAUGCCUCUGGGCGGUAUGGCCAACCUUCCAGAUAUCCUUGGACGAAUCACAGAAGAUGGUGGAUGGGUUCGGCACGAAGUUGUGCCCAAUUCUGACGAUAAAGACCAAAACUCCGAGUACAAAAGGUCAUAUGGACAAGAGGAAUACGAGAUAAUAUGGCAAAAUUCCAUCACCGCCCUGGUCGAAUCUGCUACAGUCACUGUGGAAGCCAUAAAAGAUGGUCUUGAACAUGCUGCUCUACAACUAGAAAUCAUACCCAGACCGGGGACUAGGUAUUAUUUCUGGUUGCCAGGUGUUAAAAGGACCGAGAAGACAGAUAUUGAAGCCGAGGGUGAGGUUAUUAAGCCUGGAAGCCCGCAGUUUUCAAAACUCUUGAAGGAUAAAUUGGUUGAAUUCUCGACACGGAGAGUCGAAGCCCUGACGGCCUGGGCGGACUGUAAAGGUCUUUCGGCAGCCCAGGUAGAGAAGUUACAAAGCAUGGGUGAUUUUGACAUUGAUGAAGAUCCGGUCGAUGGCCAUGUUCGAUUCCUAAAAGAUCGCCGACAGCUGUAUCUCAUCCUCUACGUUCAAUACAUGAUUUACACCACCGGUGUAGCUGUUUUGGAAUUGUGCAAGUUUUCUGAUACCAUUGUUGCCGAGGGAAUCCUAUCGAGGAACCGUCUCAUUGUCCCCUCCCUUCGAAGACUACGGAAAUGGUUUGUCAGUGUUUGGGAUACGAGAGAGGCAGCUUUGGCCGAUGAUGAUCGACCUAGUUCAAAUAAAGAGGCCAAAUUGCUAUAUGGUGUUUCUAGGCGAAACACACGCAAUAUCGACCACCUUCCACCUAAAAAUUCAUUCGAAAGAUUUGGAAUUCACAUACGAAAAUUCCAAGAAUUCCUCAAAGGACCGGAAUUUAGUUUUGGUUUUAGAUCAGCGUGUGCAACUCUUUCUUGCGCUAUUAUUGCAUAUCUUCAUCAAACCCAAGAGCUUUUUACUCACUACCGUCUCAUUUGGUCGGUCAUUAUAGCAGCCAUUGGCGCUAACAUGUCGGCUGGACAAUCCGGAGUAUCAUAUGUGUUGAGAAUCUUAGGUUCAUUUGCAGCAUUGAUAAUAUGUUAUGCUGUAUGGUAUAUUCCUGAUGGCAAGGUUGCAGGUGUGAUUGUCAUCAUGUGGUUUGCAUCUUUCCUCCAGAUGUACUUUAUAAUCAGAUGGCCCCAGUACAUCAUCGGCUGGCUCGUCGUCUUCAUCACCGAAGUCCUCUCGAUCGGCUACGAGCUCCAAGUAAGCAAGAUUGGUAUUGUGGAGGCAGAAUCCGGAGGAACCGAUGUCUUCCCACCAUACUACGUAGCAGCCAUGCGCGUAGCCUGUGUGUUGUGGGGAACAUGCGUAUCGAUUAUCUUCACCUAUUUCCCCUACCCCAUCACCGCCCGAGGCAUUCUCCGUAGAGACAUGGCAAACAUCAUGCAGCUACUCGCCAAUUACCAUGCUGUGGUUCACAGCACUAUCAAGACUCGACUACGUGGUAACGAGGGCGACGCGAAUGAUAAACAUAGUCGCGGUCGUGUAUUGUCACAUAUGCGGAAAGCAAUGUUCAACAAGAUAAUGCUGUUCAACUCGACGGUCAAUCAUAACGUCUACCUUCAAAAAUACGAACCUACUUUAGGCGGACGUUUUCCCGUGGCGGAAUUCAAAGAUAUCGCGUCACAGCUCACUGUCCUCCUCGACUACAUAUCCCUCCUCUCCUACGCGACCCAAGCCUGGGGCGCCGACGGCCUCGCCACCCAAUACUUCCAGCAAACGCCCACGUCGCGCACCUGGCUCCUCGACCUCUCCCGCCUCAUCGCGCCCCUCUCCCAGACCGAAGAAGGCGUCAUAUCUAUCCUCAGCCAACUCUCCGCCGCCGUCGCCACAGGCCGUCCUCUGCCCCCGGGCACACUACCCCCCGCGCCCUACGCGCUCUCUAAACGCCUGCGCGAACUGGAUCCAGAGGUCUUGCAUAUUAAACAUAUGCAGGAGUUUGGGUACUCGGCGUUUGCGGUCAUGGAGGUCCUUACGGGUAUGAUUACGUUCCGCAUUGGGGGGUUGGUGGAGAAGGUUGAGGCGUUGGUUGGGGUGGUUAGUUUUGAUUUUCUGGACGAGGGGUUGGAUGGUGAUGAUAGUGGGGGGGAAGGGGGGGAAGGAUGA